CACUAUGCAUCUUUGACAUUCCGAAACAGGUUGCUGUGAACCUGCCAACCAAUAUACAGAAUUUUAAUAAUAAUAAUAAUGAAAAAAGAAAUGCUAAAAUGCCACAAUAGAUCCAUCUGUACUAAAAUUAGAUCUUCAAAGAAACUUAUGUGGGAGCAGCAACUCAUGGGACAAUAGAGACUGGGAAAGGUCAAAGAUGCUGCAACAGUUUCUGUUCAGAAACAAAGAACAUUUCAGCAACUUCUGCAACUUCUGUUACAGCGUAACUCUGCAAAUCUGUUUCUGAGAUAAAAUUCAAAAUUCAAGGAGAAGAUGAAUCAUAAGUUGUGCUCAAGAUGCUCACCUUGGCCUGUAGUUGCUCUUUUUGCGGUGAGCACGGUCGUGCUCAGCUCCUUCGCAGGUUCAUUUCUUUACCAGGGCAAUUGCAGCAGCAGCACUGAAGUGGAGUUCGAAGAAAGCGUCAGAGCUCCAUUAACAGGACCCGAGUAUCCCCCGAUCUUCGCUUAUUGGAUUACUGGCACCCGAGGCGAGCACCUGAGAAUUCUGCGGCUGCUGAAAGCAGUAUACCAUCCCAGAAACCAGUACCUUCUGCAGCUAGAUGCAGGAUCGACGACCUAUGAGAGGGUAAGGCUCGCGUAUUUAGUAAGAUCAGAAAGAGUGUUUCGAGCUUUCGGGAAUGUUCAUGUGAUGGGCAGAGCUUAUCCGAUCGACAGAACAGGUCCGUCUUCAGUUUCUGCAAUGCUUCAUGCAGCUGCUGUUCUGCUGAAGAUUGGCGCCGCCUGGGAUUGGUUUAUCAAAUUGAGUACUUCGGAUUAUCCCCUCGUAACGCAGGAUGAUCUGUUACAUGUAUUCUCAUCUUUGCCGCGAGAUUUGAACUUCAUUGAACAUGCAAUGAAUCCUGAAAACAAAAUGAACCAAAAUAUUCAAAAUGUAAUUGUGGACCCGAGUCUUUAUGAGAACAAAAGAUCUCAGCUCUUUUACUCCUCGGAGUUGCGAACAGCACCUGAUGCUUUCGAGAUAUUUACUGGGUCCCCCUGGAUGAUACUAAGCAGAUCAUUGAUGGAGCAUUGUGUGUUUUCAUGGGACAACCUACCGAGGAAACUGCUCUUAUACUUCACCAAUGUGAUUCAUCCAAUGGAAUCCUACUUCCAAACAGUAGUACUCAACUCCCUGAGAUUCCGAAACACCACAAUCAACAACAAUUUGUGGUACACUCUCGGGGAGCGGCCUUCGGCCGCAGAACCCAUCAGUCUCAAUCAAUCACAUUAUGCAGCAAUGAUAAACAGUGGAUCAGCAUUUGGUACUUGGUUCAGAGAAAAUGAUGCACUGCUGCAGAAGAUCGACGAGGACGUACUCGAAAGACCGUCGAGCGGCGUUGUUCCAGGAAAAUGGUGCGCGGGCUUCGCAGAUGAUCAGAAGACAGAAGAUUCGAAUGAUCGAUGCUCGAGUUGGAGCGAUAUUGAUACAGUCGAACGAGGACCGUCGGGGGAAAAGUUGGAGAAUUUCGUGUCAGAACUUAUAUCUGAAAACAUACUGUAAUCAGAAUAGAGUAAUUUACUCCCAGAAUUCUUCCUACUAACAUGUUAAUUGAGACUGUUUAAGGUUCUGAAAGCUUGUAUGUAAAUGUAUAAUCUCAUUGGUCAGGUUAGAUUCUAGGUAUGUGUAAUCAAGUGUAAAAGAUUCGGAAAAAGUGUUAAUGGCUACAAUAUAGGUUAAUCAAAACAAGUUAUCUUUCAUGCUGAUGUG
This is a messenger RNA of Ananas comosus (pineapple), 1746 nucleotides long. Its product is annotated as beta-glucuronosyltransferase GlcAT14A-like. Gene Ontology annotation, cellular component: membrane. Gene Ontology annotation, molecular function: glucuronosyltransferase activity. Bases 313 to 1539 code for a protein of 408 amino acids. The transcript has 5 exons. The record is from RefSeq and is a predicted model, not a curated record. NCBI's taxonomy places the organism in Eukaryota, Viridiplantae, Streptophyta, Magnoliopsida, Poales, Bromeliaceae.